This is a messenger RNA of Cariama cristata (Red-legged seriema), 1065 nucleotides long. It is a transcript of the gene WDR53, whose product is annotated as WD repeat domain 53. NCBI's taxonomy places the organism in Eukaryota, Metazoa, Chordata, Aves, Cariamiformes, Cariamidae. Gene Ontology annotation, molecular function: protein binding. The transcript has 2 exons. The record is from RefSeq and is a predicted model, not a curated record. Bases 1 to 1065 code for a protein of 354 amino acids.
AUGGCAGUCAAAUGGAUUGGUGGACAUUCGUCCUCUAUAUUGUGCUUGAACGUUAACACGGAAGGGCUGGUGGCUUCAGGUGCGGAGAGAGGUGAGCUCACGCUCUGGGAUGGAGGAGGCACUCCGACAGGACAGCUCCAGCUCCCAAAGGCGGAUGAUGUGACCUCCGUGGUGUUCUCUCCCCGCCAUCCCACCAGGCUAUACACCUCCCACGGAGAAACUAUCAGUUUGCUGGAUGUCCGAUCCCUCAAGGAGCCCAUUGAACGCUUCCACGUGAAUGAGGAGGAGAUCAACUGCCUCUCAGUGAAUGAGACCGACAAUUUCUUGGCUGCAGCAGAUGACUCGGGGGCAAUAAAGGUUAUGGACUUGGAAAACAAGAAAGUCAGCCGGUCCUUGAGACACUCAAACAUCUGCUCCUCUGUUGUCUUUCGACCUCAGAGGCCUCAAAGCCUUGUUUCCUGUGGACUGGACAUGCAGGUUAUGCUGUGGAACCUGCAGAAAGCUCGCCCCUUGUGGACCACAAACCUGCAGGAGUGUGAAAUGGAGGAAGACAGCCCCCAGUCAGCUGGCCAGUUCUUUAACCCACCGCUUGCACAUUCCCUGUCUGUCGCAUCAUGCGGCAACAUCUUUGGCUGCGGAGCUCAAGACGGUAAAAUCAGAAUAUUCAGAGUCACCGGUGUCAAGUUUGAACGUGAGCUGGAGUUUCAAGGUCACAGCUUGGGAGUAUCGCAGGUCCUCUUUAUGCCAGAAGCGUACUGGUUGUUGACUGGAGGAAACGACGGGAAAGUCUUGCUCUGGGAUGUCAGCAGUGAUGUUGGAAAGCAGCAGAAAAGUCCAGCAAAAUCUCUGCAGAGAAGGAAAACCCAAGCACCUGCUUCCACCAGAAAAGAUGGAAAGCUCAACAAAGUGGCUUCAAAUGAACACGCUAGAGUUUUACCAAAGCUAACCAUUGAGCACGGCGAGAAGGUGAACUGGAUCUCGUGCGCAGAGAUCAAAGGUUCCAAGAGAGUAUUAGUUGCUGAUCAGAGUAGUUCUGUAUCUGUGUAUCCAUUGCCAGAACCUUAG